AGCCGGAAGCGGAAGUAUCCGUCUGUGGCUAGAGAGAAGGAAGUGGUGACUCUAGAGUGGAGAUGGCCGCGCUGGCUCAGCUGCCCCCGUUGCCCCCACAGUUUAAGAGCAUACAACAUCAUCUGAGGACGGCUCAGGAGCAUGACAAACGGGACCCUGUGGUGGCCUAUUACUGUCGGUUAUAUGCUAUGCAAACUGGAAUGAAGAUUGAUAGUAAAACUCCUGAAUGUCGUAAAUUUUUAUCGAAGUUAAUGGAUCAAUUAGAAGCUCUUAAGAAACAGUUGGGUGAUAAUGAAGCUAUUACACAAGAAAUAGUUGGUUGUGCUCAUUUGGAGAAUUAUGCUUUGAAAAUGUUUUUGUAUGCAGACAAUGAAGAUCGUGCUGGGCGAUUUCACAAAAAUAUGAUCAAGUCCUUUUAUACUGCAAGCCUUUUAAUAGAUGUCAUAACAGUAUUUGGAGAACUCACUGAUGAAAAUGUGAAACACAGGAAGUAUGCAAGGUGGAAGGCAACAUAUAUUCAUAAUUGUUUGAAAAAUGGGGAGACUCCUCAAGCAGGCCCUGUUGGAAUUGAGGAAGAUAAUGAUAUUGAAGAAAAUGAAGAAGCUGGCGCAACCUCUCUGCCUACUCAGCCACCUCAGCCAUCAUCCUCUUCAGUUUUUGACCCAAGCAACAUCCCAUCAGGCAGCUAUACUGGAAUCCAGAUUCCUCCAGGCGCACACGCCCCAGCUAACACACCUGCAGAAGUGCCACAUGGUGCAGGUGUAACGAGUAAUCCUAUCCAGCCUUCUCCACAGACUGUCCCCGCCAUUGAUCCUGCACUGUUCAGUACAGUUUCCCAAGGGGAUGUCCGUCUAACUCCAGAGGACUUUGCUAGAGCUCAGAAAUACUGCAAAUAUGCUGGCAGUGCUUUGCAGUAUGAAGACGUAAGCACAGCCGUACAGAAUCUACAGAAGGCCCUCAAAUUACUGACAACAGGCAGAGAAUGAAGCCUUUGUACAAGAGAUUCGUGUAUUUUUGGCAUAAGGAACUAACAGUCCAUUACUCUAUCAUCAGCCUAUCAGGAGCACAGUUUUAAGGGGGACUUCAGUUCCAUUGAAUGUGACAAUGAAAUCUGUGUCUGUCUGAUUCCUACCGAAGCGUUCAGCAGCAGCCUCAGCCAGUUUUCAUUGUCCACUUAGUGGAUCCCACAAUCUGAGUAAAUAGGGCUCAUGUUAGCAAGAUCCUUAAAAGUGUCAGUUGAACCCUGCUUCAAAAAUGAAAACAAACCCCUGUGAAAUUACAUUGGGAAUAAGCUUUUUAAUUCAGGUACGUUGAGGAAUUUUCUAGAAGUCUGUAAUAUGUGGAAAACCACGUUACUUUGCUAUAAAAUUCUAAAUUUAACUUGUAAUAAAGAUGGCCAUAAUAUUCUAGAGAUCAUGUUUUUAUUUUCCUCAACAUUGACAAAAUAAGUAUGAACAUCUGAAAAUGAUAGAUGAAUACAAAAGACAUUAUGUCAAAACCCUUAAUUUAUAUUCAUACUAGAUAUAACUACUUUAAAAAUUUAAAACUUUAUGAAAGAAACUAAAAUUGGGGUCAAGUGGUAGAGUCACAUUUAGACUCAAGCAGAACAUGGAUUUCUUACUGAUUCCCCUUACCCACUGAAGCUUGAGGUAAAUUGGCAUUUGCUUCAUUGGCAGUCUGACUGCGUGUGUUAGAAAAUGAAAAAUCAUUUGUAGUAAUGUCUGGGAACUUGGUGCUUUAAGUUAAGGUUUUCCUUAGCUGCUGUGGAAUGGAUUCCACAGAGUACAUAGAUGGAAUGAUACAGAAGAUUAUAGGACUUAAGAUUCUCAGUCGUUAAGUUUUUAAGUUUUGUGGGAAAUUAUGAACUUAAUGUAUCACCUGCGUUUGUGCUGUAUAGAAAAUAAAUACAAGGAUUCUUUUAACUAGUUCACUUAUUAUAAAGCCAAAUAUUUGUUUUGAUUUGCAUGGUAGAAUUGUCCUUUUUAAAUGUGUUUAUAUUUAGUUAUAGGAGUACAGAUGUUUCUAUAGUAGCAAACAGUUUUUUAAAUUGAGUCUGACAAAUUUACCUGAAGUUUAUGUGCACCCUUUCAUUUAUUCCACUUGGAUUGGAAUCCUUUUAGGUGUCAGCAAGUUGUGGCCCAUGGCUGUUCACCUGUAGUAUAAGGAUUUAUUGGAAUGAAACCAUGCACAUUCAUUUAUGUUUUAUCUUGGUCACUUUGCACAGCUGUAUAGUUGUGUGGCUUGUGAGUCUAAAAUAUUUACUAUCUUGCCCUUCAAGAAGUAUACUGAUACCUAUUCUAAUUGCCUGGUUGAAAGAAAAUGAAUCACUAACUCAUAUCCACUUGUAUUAAUUAUUUGCAUAAAUAUGAUGCUAUUGUGCAAGGUUUGAUAGAGUGCAUAGAUGGAAUGAGCAAUUCUAAAUUAUAAAAAAAAAAGCCCCAAAAAGCAUGCCUCCUAAAAACUAUUCUCCAAUCUUUCACAAAAUAUAUAAACAGUUAAAACAUUCAGCACUGGGAACCCUGUGCUGUUACAGCUCUGAAGAACAUAGUCCUAGUUGAAAACUGGCUAGGACCAUCUUUUUAAAAGGGUUAAACAGUUUCACAAAUUUUAUUACAAACCUUAAUAUAUCUGUGCACUAAAACUGUUACCUCCUAUUUCACACCCUUCCUAUUGGCUCCCUGGCACAUUGAGAAGGCACAUGGAGGGAGGGAACAGUGUGGUAACCAGGAGAGCCACUAACUAGUGGGCUACAUGAGGUAACAGAGUCCUUUUCCAUAAAACACAAGUGACACCACUAGUCACCUCAGUGUUUGUUAGGAAAUUAAAUGACAUACCAUACACGAAGUGCUUAGCACAUGGUAACAUUACAUCUACAACUGUUUAUUAUUGUUUAAUGCUUUAAUAAUUAAUGUGAAUUGUUAGUGAUUAUUUACCAAAAUACCAGGAAACCCCAUUGUCUUUGUGGCCCAAUGCUUAAAAAUGCUUUCUUGCAUGAGGGAACUAAACUAUAUAAUAAUUUCUAACUUUGUACUUGUAUUUCUUCAUAUAAAAUCCAAGUAUAAAAUUAGGGUACACUUUCUGAUGUAACACUAGGAUAAGCCAUUUUCAUUUCUUCAUUCAGCUUCUGUUCAUUGAGCAGCUACUGUGUGUCUGGUACUGUUCUUUGCAAGAAGUAGUAGAAAAGAAAAAACCUCUGCCUCAUUGAGUUUGCAUUCUAAUGGAGAAGAAAUGGACAUAUUAAAUAAAAGUAUAUCACAUGUAUUUGACCAGUGGUUCUCAAAAGAUGAUUGUGAGGAGUGCAGUUCUCGGGCCCUAACCCAGUCCUCCUCAGUCGGAAACUCUGGGAACAGUACCCAGGUUUUUGAUCCCUGAAGUUUGAGUGGGAUAAGCCUUACCCAAGUCAAAGAGAUUGAGAGGCUGGGAGGAGAGGUUACCCUCCCUGAAGCAGUGGUUCCCAAAGAUGCCCCUGAACCACUACCAUCAACAUCCGAACCUGUGAAGAGUUCUAGGGGCCACACUUAGGGAACUUCUGUAUUAAAGAAUGACAAACACGGAGAAAACCAGAGCUCAGAGUAGGAGAUUCUUAGGUGUCUGUAGAAAGGUACAUAUUUAAAUAGGAUAGGCAGGGUAGUGAAAAGGCACAGCAUAGCUGUGUUGGUGCAUGGAGAAAGCAAAUCCUGGCAAAGGGAGGUAGAAAUAAGUGUGAGUGGGACAAAGGCAGGUCGGGGAGCUAAAGACCUAUGACAAUACAAGCUUUUUGUAAAGGGCUUUGACUUGAAUAAGAGCUACAAAAAAACAGGAAUAGUCUGAUAGGACAUCUAAAGGAAUCACACUGACUUUUAUGGUAGGUCGUGAUGGAGGGCAAGGAUGGGAGCUGGAGAGCCAGUUAAGAAUAUUAGAAUAAUUAGGAUAAGAAGUGAUAGACUGCUAGUAGCCAUGGAGGGCAUGAGAUGUGAUUGGCUUCUGACUUUUUCUUUUUUUGGUAAAGUCCGAGGAUUUCUGUAGAUGAGACGAAGUGUGGACAUAGGAAUGGAGAUUGACCUCCCUGUUUUUAGCCUGAAAGCCUGGAAGGAAAGAGUAGUCAUUAAUCCUAGGUGGGAAAAUUGCCCAAUUCUUGUGACCAUCCAAAGUAAAACUGAUUGCAGGAUUUUGUCAGUGUGACAAGGGGAAGAAAAAAUAAGAUAAAUUUCUUUUUCCAUCGUUGUCAGAGGUAUCUCACCAAGUCAUGCUGGAGGGAGAAGCAGGAAUUAUUCCCAUGGUUAUCACGUACAUGUAGGUUUACAAACAUCUAGAUCACAUAAAAAAAUCAAUCUUUCAUUUACAGGCUU
Molecule: messenger RNA, 4328 nt
Organism: Fukomys damarensis (Damara mole-rat)
Lineage: Eukaryota; Metazoa; Chordata; Mammalia; Rodentia; Bathyergidae
Gene: Vta1
Product: vesicle trafficking 1
Exons: 8
Coding region: 63-986 (307 amino acids)
Biological process (GO): late endosome to vacuole transport via multivesicular body sorting pathway
Cellular component (GO): multivesicular body
Source: RefSeq, a predicted model, not a curated record